Messenger RNA from Hevea brasiliensis (rubber tree), 3003 nucleotides. RefSeq names its product probable leucine-rich repeat receptor-like protein kinase At1g35710. Gene Ontology annotation, biological process: protein phosphorylation; hormone-mediated signaling pathway. Gene Ontology annotation, cellular component: plasma membrane. Gene Ontology annotation, molecular function: protein kinase activity; ATP binding; protein binding. The transcript has 6 exons. Lineage: Eukaryota; Viridiplantae; Streptophyta; Magnoliopsida; Malpighiales; Euphorbiaceae. The coding region runs from base 1 to 3003 and encodes 1000 amino acids. The record is from RefSeq and is a predicted model, not a curated record.
AUGGCAAGAUUGACUUUCGAGAAUCUACCUUCCCUUGUUUCCCUUGUUCUUUUCUUUCUGUUACAUUUUUCGCAUCAUGUUGCUUCAGACUCUACGGAUGAAGCAAAUGCUCUUCUCAAAUGGGCAGCCAGUCUUCAAAACCAGGAACAGUUCAACCUAUCUUCAUGGCCUCUACUUCCAACAAAUGCCACCAAUUCCGAACCAAAAACAAGCCCGUGCACUUGGCUUGGAAUUUAUUGCAACCGUGGAGAAAGGGUCUUUCGAUUAAACUUGACAAAUGCAGGUUUAAACGGUUUGCUUCACGACCUUUCUUUCUCAUCCUUUCCUGAUCUUGAGUUUAUUGAUUUCAGCUACAAUGGACUUUUUGGUACCAUCCCACUUGAAAUCACUCAGCUUUCCAAACUCAGAUAUCUUGAUUUAUCAAAUAAUCAGUUAUCAGGGAUAAUCCCGUCAGGGAUUGGCCUCCUAACAAAUCUUGAAAUCCUGCACUUAGCUGAAAAUCAAUUAAAUGGUUCAAUUCCUGAAGAAAUAGAAAUUGGAAACUUGACGUCUCUCAACUGGCUAAGCCUUUUUGGAAACAAUCUUUCUGGCCCAAUUCCAAAGUCACUAAGUGGUCUGUCAAGCCUCACCCUUCUUCAUCUUUACAGAAAUCAACUCUCCGGCUCCAUUCCUGAAGAGUUAGGAAACUUAAUGUCUAUUUCUGAUCUAGAAUUGGGUGAGAAUCAACUUAAUGGUCCUAUUCCUUCUUCCUUGGGUAAUUUGAUCAAGUUACAAUGGUUAAAUCUCAGUGCUAACCAACUUAGUGGUUCUAUUCCUGCUUCCAUGGGAAAUUUGAGCGAGUUACAAUAUUUAAAACUCGGUAGCAACCAACUUAGUGGUUCUAUUCCUGCUUCUUUGAGUAAUCUGAAGACCUUAGAAUUCUUAACAGUCUAUGACAACCACUUAACUGGCCCCAUUUCCUUGGACAAUAAUUUGAGAGGUCCAAUCCCAGAAAGCUUGAGAAAUUGCAUGAGCUUACUUAGUAUUUAUCUUGGUAGCAACCAACUUAGUGGUUCUAUUCCUGCUUCCAUGGGAAAUUUGAGCGAGUUACAAGUUUUAACACUCGAUAGAAACCAACUUAGUGGUUCUAUUCCUGCUUCCAUGGGAAAUUUGAGCGAGUUACAAGUUUUAACACUCGAUAGAAACCAACUUAGUGGUUCCAUUCCUGCUAGUUUGAGUAAUCUGAGGACCUUAGAAUUCUUAACAGUCUAUGACAACCACUUAACUGGCCCCAUUUCCUUGGGUAAUCUGAGCAACUUGUUGAUUUUGGAACUCUCUGGCAAUCGGUUUACUUCUUUUUUGCCUCAUAAUAAUUGCAUAAGCGAAUCACUUCAUGUUUUGGAUGCAACAGACAAUAAUUUGAGAAGUCCAAUCCCAGAAAGCUUGAGAAAUUGCACGAGCUUACUUAUUAUUUUUCUUGGUAGUAACCAACUCGACGGAAACCCAUUUGAGGACUUCGUCGUCAACUCAAAGUUACUAUUCAUGGAUCUAAGUCACAACAAAUUUUCUGGUCAGAUCUCAAGCAUUUGGAAAUGGAGGUCACAAAUAGAGGCCAUACUUGUUGCAGGAAACGAUAUUAUUGGCAUGAUACCACCUGAGAUUGGAAACUUUAAGCAACUACGUGAACUUGAUCUUUCUUCAAAUCAUAUAUCUGGGAAGAUUCCGAAUGAACUUGGAGAGUUAACGCCUCUGCUGAAGCUAGCUUUGAAUCAAAAUCAACUUUCUGGAGCUAUACCUUCAGAACUUGGAUCUCUGACCAAUCUUGAGUACAUGGACUUGUCCACAAACAAAUUGAGCGAGCCAAUUCCAGAAGAUAUUGGUGACUUGGUGAAACUACACUACUUGAAAUUGAGCCACAACAAGUUGAACAAAGCAAUUCCAAAGCAGCUGGGUGAGUUGGUUCAACUCUCGCAGCUAGAUUUGGGUCAUAACUUGCUGAUAGGAAAUAUUCCUAUAGAUUUCGCGAAACUUGAGAGCUUGGAGGAACUGAUUAUCUCUCAUAAUAAUCUCUCUGGUUUCAUCCCCAAAGCUUUUGAAGAAAUGCAUGGUUUGUGGAAUAUCGAUAUAUCCUACAACCACUUUCAGGGUCCAAUUCCCAAUAGCAAAGCUUUUCAACAUGCUUCUAUAGAAGCUCUGCGUGGUAACAAAGGAUUGUGCGGCAAUUUUAGUGGCUUGGACCCUUGCUCGGGGCAAAAACAAGUCUCGAAGAAGGGCACUAAAAUUAUGCUGAUAAUUUUACUCCCUGUUUCAGUAACAGGUGCUCUUUUAUGUAUGUUGGUUGUUCUGUUCUUCAGGUUCCAAGCAAGGAAGAGAGGUUCAAAGAGAGAAGUUGAAAUGAAUAGUGAAGGGUUGCUUGCCACAUCAAUUUUUGAUGGAAAAACAUUGUACAAGGAAAUCAUACAAGCAACCAAGAAUUUUCAUGAUAUGCACUGCAUUGGGGAGGGUGGAUUUGGAAAGGUCUAUAAAGCUGAGUUACCAUCCGGAAAUACUUUAGCUGUGAAGAAAUUCCAUUCACUGAAUCAAGGUGAGACAGCAGAUCAGAAAGAGUUUCUGAAUGAGAUAAGAGCAUUAACAGAGAUAAGACAUCGAAAUAUCGUGAAGUUCUACGGCUUUUGCUCGCAUCUAAGACACUCGUUUUUUGUCUAUGAGUACCUGCAAGAUGGGCAAUCUGGACACUGUGCUAAAGACAUAUCAAGCAAGAAUGUUCUGCUGGAUUCAGAAUUUGAAGCUCAUGUUUCAGACUUCGGCAUAGCCAAGCUUCUGAACCUAGACUCUUCCAAUCAGUCUAUGCUAGCAAGCACAUAUGGAUAUAUAGCACCAGAGCUUGCCUACACAAUGAAGGUGAAUGCGAUGUCUAUAGCUUUGGAGUGUUGGCGUUGGAAAUCAUCAAUGGAAAGCAUCCAAAGCCGUGACUGCCCUGUACUAUGCAAGCUGAAGCGCAAUUGCUGGGCAGCUGCUAUCUAA